Closterium sp. Yama58-4 is the source of this 1321-nucleotide messenger RNA. The record is from the annotation of a GenBank genome assembly. Lineage: Eukaryota; Viridiplantae; Streptophyta; Zygnematophyceae; Desmidiales; Closteriaceae.
AUGAACCUUCUGGCGACGCAUGCCAGCGCUCAAGAUGCUAUGUGGGUGAGUGCUGGGAUGCUGGCUAGGGCCGGAGUGUGGGUGGGCGUGACGUCAUUAGCGAAAUCUCUGCUCACCCCUAAUCCCUGCUCUACCUUGAAACUACCCAUGAUUUCCUGCGCAGACGAGUGCGGCGGCAUUUGUGGGACCGAUGCUGACUGCGUUGUGAAUGAUCUCGGCACCAGUGUGUGCAAGUGCAAGGACGGUUCUACCUUCAACGAGUUUAACUACACAUGCGAUGGUGUUGUGGACGAGUGCGGCGGGAUUUGUGGGACCGAUGCUGACUGCGUUGUGAAUGGACUUGGCACCGGUGUGUGCCAGUGCAAGGACGGUUCUACCUUCAACGAUGUUGACUACACAUGCGAUGGUGUUGUGGUCCCGAGUGCUAUGGUGAGUGCUGCACUGGUGAGCGCUGCACUGCGUUGCUGCCUCAGUGCUAUCUCAACAAUCGUGCUAUUCCACCAAAAUUCGGACUUGCUCUUUUCUUCUCUUCACUCCCCGCAUCUCCGCUCCUGUCUACUCCCUCCCUCUUCCUUCCACUGUGCCACCACCAACUCGAUGCCUUCAAACCCCCAUCGUCACCACACGACCCUCAACGGCCACGAUACGGCAUCAGCCCCCCUCCUCCAGACGACAGUGCAGCUGCAGCUGCAGGUGAAGGAGAAUGGCCGGCCGCGCAGCUACCCGGAGAACGUCAAGUUCACCACCAACGGGCCAGCAGCGCAAGCAAGUGGCGACACCGCCUGCACCGACCUGACCUCCAGCUUCAGCCUCCGUGGUGACACCCAGAUCAGCAUCCAGUGGCAAUCCUACGGCCUUCAGGGGGCCGGCAACGGCAUGUGCAAAAGCGUUUCGUUCUUCAGCAACCCGGGCUGCACAGGCAAACCAGGCCUCACGAUUUCCCGUCCUGCUAAGAAUGGUGGCUCCUACCGCAACACAGACAGGACUGCCACAGCGACGGAUUUGCCGAAAUCAGUUGGCUGUGAAAUCACGUUUUUGUUUGUCCCUCCGUUUGUCGUGCCCACAACAGCCACGUGUCACAAGGACUGCGGAACUGCUGAGUGUGUGGUGGAGGGAGGCCAGCCCCAGUGCCAUUGCCCCUGGGGCUUCACGUUCAAUGAGGCUGAGAAGAUCUGCAGCGAAAAGACUUUCAAUCCUGCUGACAACUCUUGCAAGACGGGCACACUCAAGUGUGACAAGAACUUCAUGUGCGUUGUGAAGAACGGGCAGGGCAUGUGCCAGUGCAAUGGCGGCUACACCAAGACGAACGGCCUCUGCACCG